ACACAACCUCGAUGUCACAAAUUGAUUAAUUUCCUUUUCUGUCCCCUCUGGCCGACCUGCAGCACAUGGUAAUAACCCAGAUUAAAUCUGCUCCAGGGCAGAGAAGUUGACCAUUAACCUCCCCUACUGAUUGUGUGCACAUCUCUACUUGUAAGCAGCUGAUUCUAUACAGUGGAUCCUGUAGCAAAGUUCGCUGUCACAGGCAGCAGAAGUCUGUCAAACGACAGGAGCUUGCUCCUUCCUCUGGAUUUCUACUCUGUUCUCCCAGUUUUUGCCAUUUAUAUGAGUAAAUCUGCAGCCAUGGCUACAGCAAGUUAUGGAUACUACCGAGGCACUAUAUUUCUGGCCAUGUUCGUAGGCUACACACUUUACUACUUUAACAGAAAGACUUUCUCCUUUGUGAUGCCUUCUCUAAUGCAAGAAAUAAAGAUGGAUAAGGAUGACCUGGGCAUGAUCACCAGCAGUCAGUCUUUGGCCUAUGCUAUCAGUAAGUUCAUCAGUGGCGUGCUUUCAGACCAGAUCAGCGCCCGAUGGCUCUUCUCUAUUGGCCUGUGCUUGGUGGGAGGCAUCAAUGUGGUUUUCUCCUGGUCCUCCACUGUUGCUGUCUUCUCUGCCCUGUGGUUUGUCAACGGCCUGGGCCAGGGACUCGGCUGGCCUCCCUGUGGCAGAGUGCUGCGCAAGUGGUUUGAGCCCUCACAGUUCGGGACAUGGUGGGCGAUUCUGUCCUGCAGCAUGAAUCUGGCUGGCAGCUUGGGCCCCAUUAUUGCCACAGUGCUGACCCAGAGUUACAGUUGGAGGACAAUACUGUCGGUAUCUGGAAUGAUUUGUGUGGUGACCUCGUUUUUCUGCCUGCUGCUCAUCAAGAAUGAGCCCAACGAGGUGGGGCUGCCCAACAUAGAGGCAACAUCCAAGAAGAGCAAAGGAGGAUCCUCCAGUACUUUAAGCACCCUGUCCGAGUUUCUGCUGUCACCUUACCUGUGGCUGUUAUCUAUGUCCUACCUGGUGGUGUUCGGGGUGAAGACGGCUUGCACCGACUGGGGCCAGCUGUUUCUCAUUCAGGACAAGGGCCAGUCUCCACUUAUGGGUAGCUCAUACAUGAGUGCCCUGGAGGUUGGAGGCCUGUUUGGCAGUCUCGCAGCAGGUUACCUCUCUGACAAAGCGGUGGCCAAACAAGGCAUGAGAAUAUAUGGCAAUCCCCGUCAUUUCAUCCUGAUCUGCAUGAUGGCUGGAAUGUCUGCGUCCAUGUACCUGUUCAGAGUCACAGUAACUGCUGACAGCUCAAAGGUGUGGAUACUCAGCUUGGGUGCUGCUUUUGGUUUCUCCUCUUACGGACCAAUAGCGUUAUUUGGAGUUAUAGCCAAUGAGAGCGCCCCAUCUAACUACUGUGGGACAUCACAUGCCAUUGUUGCCCUGAUGGCAAACGUCGGUGGCUUCCUGUCUGGACUACCAUUCAGCACCAUUGCCAAGCACUACGACUGGGAAACAGCCUUCUGGGUAGCAGAGGUCACCUGUACCAUCACCACUGUUGGAUUCUUCCUGCUGCGCAACGUCCAAACCAAGAUGGGUCACGUGUCCAAGAAGGCUAACUAAAACAUUAUUACCCCUCAUCCUCUGCACCCAGAGGAUACUAUGAGCCAUCACUGUAUUUUUUGAUUUUUAUUUUAUACCACAGUAUUUUCUGUCUUACAGGACAUAAACAUAAAUUAAGCUCAAAUGAGUUGAAUGCUUUUUCUUCAAAAACCUUUUUUGGAAGGUGUUAAGCUACAUACAGUAUUCACAGUAUGUAAAACAUGGCCCCAAUAAGUAAAUGCCUUUACAUUAUAUAUAUUAUGUAAUGAAUUGUGGCGAAAACAAAACUAGAAUAAGUUUUCUCGCCAAAGGCCACUGCAGUAUUACAUUGAUAAGAGCAUAAAACUAGAACCUGGUUUAGAAACUAGUAUAUAAUACAAUAUCUGUUCAAAUGAAUUGAUAUACAAGAUGUACACAACUUUUGUUUGGUAGGCAAAAUGUGUAUUCUUUCUUAUGAGAAAAGUCAAAGGCUUGAGUAAAUGAUACUUUUUUUUUUUCAGCCACAUUCAUAGUUUAUGCUCAAUGCCCAAAAGAGUAUAGUGAGGACACUCACUGAUUCCUUAUAUAUUCAGCCAAAAGACAUAUGAAACGUUUAAAGACAGUAUGGUAUUUAAUCUUCAAGUAUUUACAAAAA
Etheostoma cragini (Arkansas darter) is the source of this 2203-nucleotide messenger RNA. It is a transcript of the gene slc37a4a, whose product is annotated as solute carrier family 37 member 4a. The coding region runs from base 283 to 1590 and encodes 435 amino acids. NCBI's taxonomy places the organism in Eukaryota, Metazoa, Chordata, Actinopteri, Perciformes, Percidae. Gene Ontology annotation, biological process: phosphate ion transmembrane transport; glucose-6-phosphate transport. The transcript is spliced from 8 exons. The record is from RefSeq and is a predicted model, not a curated record. Gene Ontology annotation, molecular function: glucose 6-phosphate:phosphate antiporter activity. Gene Ontology annotation, cellular component: endoplasmic reticulum membrane.